Molecule: messenger RNA, 1341 nt
Organism: Fusarium subglutinans
Lineage: Eukaryota; Fungi; Ascomycota; Sordariomycetes; Hypocreales; Nectriaceae
Exons: 1
Coding region: 1-1341 (446 amino acids)
Biological process (GO): regulation of DNA-templated transcription
Molecular function (GO): DNA-binding transcription factor activity, RNA polymerase II-specific; zinc ion binding
Source: RefSeq, a predicted model, not a curated record
AUGGGCGCCGCCACACCGCAUCCCUCUCAGAGACGCUUCUCCUGUGACGUCUGCAGGAAGAGCAAGUCGCGAUGUCAGCGGAUAAGACCUACCGAUGAGAAAUGUGCACGAUGUUCGAUGCUGGGCGUCAAGUGCGAGAUAGGACAGCAAAAGGUCCCAGGGCGACCGCGGCGGAAACAAGCUGGGAAGGGCUCACCACCGCCUGUUCAGCAAUUGCCUGCCAGUCAAACAGUCUCUCCGAGUGCUGUGCCGCAAAAUGCUGCUUUUGUGGAUGAUUGGAGUCCGUUUGACUGGACGGGCAUGUUAUCGCCGAAGCCCUCUCCUCCUCGUAUGCCUACUGCUGCGAUACAAGAUGGGAUUGCGGCAUCGUGGGGUAUGGGAUUCACAGACAUCUUUGACCAGUCAAGCACGUCUUGGAAUACAGGCGGUGAUCUCGAAUACACAAAUACUCCGUUAUACACCGACCUCGACACCAUCACGAACAUAUACCCAAUCGGCAUGUCUCCAAACUCCACCGUCACAUACGAGACCUUCUUCCCCUUGACCAACUGCCUCACAACACAUCACCCGCGCAAAGUAGACCCUGGAGAGUUCAUUUCCGACCUAUCCACGAUAAACCUCGGUCUUCACGUCCGUCUCGAAGCAAUAAAGGCGACCAAAGCAUCGCUGGACUUUGAUGCUAUGAUCUAUCCACACGGCCCGUUGUUUAUCGACAACAUCACAUUGGCUGAAUACGUCAUCAAAGUCGCCCAAGAGUUUCUGUUCAUCUUGACAAAACUCUACAAUACCCGACAUUGUCCUGAGCUACUAUGCGACUCACAGCCGAUGGAGUUGGUCCGUCCAUGCCAGCCAUCAUCAGAACUGCGCAGGCAGUCAAAGAACCUAUUCCACGUCUCGCUUCCUCAACCUACCAUUACCUCAGAACCACUGUCCGCCCCAAUUUCGUUGAUGAUCACGAGCAUCUUCGUCCAGCUCAUCACUAUCUACGAGCUCAUCCUGGAUAAUGUUGCCACACGAGUCGAGCGAAUCGCCAUCGAUCCUUUGGACCCUAUUCCAGGUCUUAUAGUCUGCGGCCGACCCCUCGAGAGACCUUGCACGCAGGGCAUGAUCUUCUGUGAAGUGUCGGUCAGUCUGAUUGAGAACACGGAGCGUGUGUUGGGUGUUGGGAUAAAGCAAGAGGCCAAAGAGGUCGGUUUGUUGUCGCCUAGACAGGUCGAGGUUCUUGGAAAUGAGCUGAAUGAAAGAUGUCGCGUUAUCCCUGAUCAUGCUAUGAUGACGCCUGCUAUGUUACGGAAGCUCCUUGGAAAGGUUGCAGAUAUCUUUAGAAGUAUCAGAGUCUAG